This is a messenger RNA of Prosopis cineraria, 1973 nucleotides long. RefSeq lists its product as uncharacterized. The transcript is spliced from 6 exons. The record is from RefSeq and is a predicted model, not a curated record. The coding region runs from base 579 to 1598 and encodes 339 amino acids. Lineage: Eukaryota; Viridiplantae; Streptophyta; Magnoliopsida; Fabales; Fabaceae.
CUCUCUCUCUCAGUAGACACAUAAAAACAGAGCGUUGCAAAUUCCCUCUCGCUCUAUUUGCUCCUUCGGCCUCAUUCAGCUUCUUCCUCUCAUCUCUUACUUCAGAGAGCUUCCAUCUUUAAUUUCAAUCAAAGCAUUUAAAGUCAUCUCUCAAUUCUCUGCGACAUUUAUUUUCUCCCAAAUCUCCAGUAGGCACACUUUGUCUCUUCGUCGCAAUUAUUAUGUAUUGCCCAAUGCCUCCAAACUUCUUUCUGGAUUUCGCCAUUUUUCUCAAAUUUCAAUCUCUCUGCUCCUCUUCUUCUUUUUCUGCUGCUGCUGCUGCUGCUCCUCUCUGAUUGAAAUAAUCGUUGCCCUAUUCUUUGACUUUCGAGGCCAGCUUACAAGGGAACUUCAUCAAUUUGCAAAAUGCAGUCCCUUAUAUAUAUGCCUCUUUUUUGUUUCGUUUCUCUUCUGUGAGUUUGGUUCCCAGGUUUCGGAUUCGCGAAUCGUCUCUUCUUCCUUCGCUUUUCGAGUCUCUAAGAGGCAGUGAAAUUUCUUGAGGUUUCGGUCUCUUUCUUGCGAAACUUUUCCGCUUGAUCAUGUCGUGUUGCUGCGGAAGCUCGCUCACGAAUUUUGAACGGUUUCUUCAACGUAUCACUCCGGUAGUUCCUUCGAAGACUGUUUCACAGAACUGCAUUAGUGAUCUGAAUGCCCUGUGGCAACCUCUUGGUAAGGACACAGUUGAAUACUUUACCCUGAAGGAUCUGUGGGACUGCUACAAGGAAUGGAGUGCAUUUGGUGCUGGAACAAAUGUGAUGUUGGAAAGUGGUGAUGAAACUGUGAUGCAGUUCUUUGUUCCCUAUUUAUCAUCCAUCCAUAUCUACAGCGACAAAUCUGUUGUGGCUUCUAGGAACCGGAGAGAGGAGGGCGAUGGAGUCGAAUUUGAAAGUGACUCGUGGAGUGAUGACAGCGGAAGCGACAAUCUAUCUCAGUCACUGAGCAACAACUCAAGCAAAUCAUGGGAUGCUGUGUCUGAGGAGAGCUGUGACCAGGAUGGUUCAUGGCCAAGGAGGGAUAGGCUUGGCUACCACUAUUUACAGUACACUGAGAUGUCUUCGCCAUAUCAGAGGGUUCCACUUGUGGAGAAGAUAGCUGAGUUAGCAAGAAGCCACCCGGCAUUGAUGACCCUGAAGAGUGUCGAUCUUUCACCGGCAAGUUGGAUGGCAGUUGCUUGGUACCCUAUAUAUGCCAUACCAAGUGUGAAGAAUGAAAAGGACUUGGAAACAUGCUUCCUUACUUACCAUACAUUAUCGUCGUCUUUCCAAGAUAACAUGAAGGAAUACGAAGACAUUGAGUUAGGGAAAGGCAUAUGUUGUUGUGGUGGUGGUGCCGCACAGAAGGAGCUAGUAGGAGAGAAAAUGACAAGUGGCGGCGGGUGGAUGUCGGUGCCACCGUUCGGGGCGGCGGCAUACAAAAUGCAGGGAGACAUAUGGGUAAACCCUGAUUCCUGUGAUUCUGAAAGGCUAACAUAUCUUUACAGUGCUGCUGAUUCUUGGUUGAGGCAACUCAAUCUUCAUCACCAUGACUUCAACUUCUUCACCUCUCACUCUUCCUUAUAAAUCUCUUCAACUUCUGAAACACAUGAAGAAAUUGAGGUUAUACUUUUGACAUAGGAGAUGCUUUAUAAGAACAAUUCGGGAGAACAUAGAGCCAAAAAGCAGACUCACACAUGAGCGAAUCUCACCUAACUUUAUAUUUGUCCUUUUUUUUUGUUUAUAUUAUUUCAAAUAAUUUAAGGGAUCAAUCAAAUGAUAGGCAAUAACAGGUAGGAGGUGAGUUGUAUUCUAUUUUAUCUGUUGAAUCCCUUAAAUUAUUUGAAAUAGAUCUUAAUCAUUUUCAAAGUUUCAACUUUACAGUUUUGUAAAGAGGUCAGGCAUUGGUCAAAAAAGUGUACUCUAACUGUGAACGCUGAAUAGUGAAAGAUCUUUUCCUUU